This is a messenger RNA of Gigantopelta aegis, 5002 nucleotides long. Its product is annotated as LHFPL tetraspan subfamily member 3 protein-like. NCBI's taxonomy places the organism in Eukaryota, Metazoa, Mollusca, Gastropoda, Neomphalida, Peltospiridae. The record is from RefSeq and is a predicted model, not a curated record. The transcript is spliced from 3 exons. Gene Ontology annotation, biological process: sensory perception of sound. Gene Ontology annotation, cellular component: plasma membrane. Bases 233 to 1039 code for a protein of 268 amino acids.
UGUUAGUCUAUAUUUGUUAACAACUCAACACAACUGGGAACUGCAGAUCAGGGGUGGAAACAAGAAUUCUAUUGCCGGUAUUCAGCCUCACCCUGUCAGGAUUUUCCAAAACGUAAGAAAACCUACUAAUUAACUGCUUGUGUUUGUGAGUGUGUGCUGUGUGCUUGUUGUUUCAUCACCGUGGACCGUCAGGACUUUCUGCCAGGCUAGAUCUUCCUUUGACCAGUCCACCAUGAACCCUACGUACAACCCAGAGACGGCCAAGAUCUACUAUUUCCGUUACAUGAGGGAGUACCGAGCUGUAGCCGUCCUUUGGGGUUUACUGUCCAUCAUCUGGUGUAUUCUCAACCUGGUCACCUUCAUCCAGCCCCAGUGGAUCGGGGAUACCCUGGAGUCGCCCGGGUUCGGAUACGUUGGGGUGUACGCCCACUGUUACCCAAACGAUGCUCUGUCAAAGUACACCUGCUCUGGUUCGUUCGUGGACUUUGAUACAAUCCUCAACGACUCCUUCCGUGCGACAACGUUCUUCGUCGGCGUGUCGGCCCUCCUCAUGCUCAUCACCGUCGCCGCACUGCUGCUCUUCUUCUGCUUCAAGAAAACGGCCGUCUUUAUCUUCUGUGGAAUCCUACAGCUUAUCUCAGCAAUCUUCAUGUUCCUUGCAUGUGUGAUCUACCCAAGUGGCUGGAAUGACCCCGAGGUGAUAAAGAUAUGCGGCAGUUCGGCUGAUGAGUAUCGUCUUGGAGAGUGCGGUAUACGCUGGGCGUAUAUCCUGGCUAUUCUAGGAAUUUUGGAUGCGGCCAUCUUAGCAAUUCUUGCAUUUUUCCUAGCCUCCAAACGAGCAAAGCUUGACAUCUAUUCAACGACUGGAACAGUUACAAAAUCGGAGCUGAAUGGUUACUCUGGUGAAACGAUGUCGAAGAGGUCGAUGCCGAUACAGCCUGUGGUGACGGUGCCGGACAACCAGGAUGAACGAUACUCUGAGUACUCACAGCCAUCUCGGAAGGCGCGACUGGCAGGAAACCAGGGGUUCGCACUCUAACAGGCGACAUAGAACAUGUGUCAGAAUGACUCGUUCCAGUUGGGCACCAAAACAACAAAACUGUACAUAAAAACAAAACACUUUUGAGACAUUUCCAAAAUGGCUGCAGAUUUUACAAAGAGCUAGUUAUCUGCAACAUGACAAAAUCCAAAUUUAGAUCUUUAAAACUUGAGGAUUCUCAACCACAGAAAUUUAAAGAUGAGUCCUUGAAGCAAGCUCCAAUUUAGACAGUCUUAAUAUAUUUGACUAUGAGACAUGUUUCAAAAUAGGAAUCUGUGACACCGUUUUAUAGAAACUGAUGAGAAGUAAAAUCAACUCUCUCAGUCAACCCAAAAGAACAAUUUUAAAAAUUACUUAUUUCAAUCAAAUGAAAAAAAACCCAUUUCACUUAUUCACCAAUAUGGCAAUUUGUUUAAACUCAAUUAAAACUGUAUUUAAUGUAAAAACUGUACAGUGAAUAUUUAAAAAAAAAGACACUAAAAAUUAACCACUACUUAUACAAAAUUAUGUGUAGAUAAUAUAUUAAAUCACUCACAGCCCAACAGAUGUCACUGUAGGAUGAGAAAUCAAAAGUAAAACAAUGUUACAUGCUCUUGAGCCACAUGGACCUGUAAAUUCACUUAUCGGUCAAAGACAAACCGACAUGCAAAUUUAAAUUUGAAAUGUAUACAUAAGCAUUAUACAUAAGCAUUAUACAUACAAGCAGGUUAAAUGACAGGAUAUAGUGAAUAUUAAAACAGAGGUCUUGGAAAUACCGGUAUAGGUCAGAAUGGAUGCACAGUGCAUGGUUCACAAGUUGAGAAAUAUUACAAAUUAUAAUAGACUAGGUUCUGCAUGUAGAUUCAUCUUCUGAUUCCAAUAUCCAAAAAUGUAUAUAUAUAUAUAUGACAUAUUAACUUUUGUUACUUUCCUACAAUAUUAUUGUUGAACACAACUGAAUCGAUGAAUUUACCCAUUUUAAUAUAGAUAUUUAAGUUUCAUAUUCAAUACAAUAUUUACAGUAUGUGAUAUUACUUUCUGAUUGUGUGCAGGAACAUCCCAACUCCACUUUGUAAAGGUGGUUAAUAUAAUUAUUACAAGCAUGGCUACACCUCAUGAAAUUAAAAUUAAAACAUAAAUAAUGUUUUCUGUAAAUUUGGCACUAUGGAGUUUGGCACUGUGGAGUUGGGACCUUGUCGAAUUCACAAAUUCAGUUGUAUAGCUUACAGUAUGUACACGGCAUAGCAUUAAACAGCAUUAUAGUGAUUUUUAAAGUGCAUUUUGUUCCCGGGUAAUGGUACUCGGAUACAGCUGUUCUUGAUAUAUAUACAUGUAUACAUUGUAGGCGUUUCAAAUUACAAGCAGACCAAAAUAUCUGUAAAUAAUAUAGACUAACAAUGCCAGAAAUUAAAAAAAAAAAGUACAUUAACAUUCCAUGUCUAACUGGUGUUUUGUUCCAAUUUUAACAUGUUAACAAUAUUGAGUUUUACAUUAAAUAUUUAUCAAUAAAUUACCCCUGCACCUCCAGCUAAUUUUUUAAAAAGAACACUGUCAGGUUAUCUUAACCAUAAAAUAUUUUGUCCAUAAUAAGCAUUGGAAAUGAACUUAAGUGCAAUUAUUACUUGACACAAAUGUUUUUGAUAUUUUUAAAACAUUUUAACAGAUUUUGCUUUAACACCAAUAAUUAGACAAGAUCAAUGGGAUUGAUAGGCAGGUUUCAAACAUUUUGUUAUAAUUAAAUUUCUGUUACAUUCAUUACAACGUAACGUCAUCCCAUUGGUCCAGACAUAGCAACAAGAGUUUGUUUAAUUUUUCGUUCAUGGAACGUCAUACCUGAUGAUGUGAUUUUAUAUGUGCAAGUUGUCGUAUCGAGCGUUAUUGUUUAUGGAUAAAAAAUAAUUCAAAAUAAAGUAUGAUGUUUUAGUGUUAUUAUUAGCCUGUAUGAUUCAAAUUUAAUUACAUGUAUUGUCUGUUAUUUCUUUUACGUUCAUCUGGGUAUGAACAAAAAAAUCAUCCGCUUUGCCGAUUCACAGUUUGCGGAUAAAAAAAAAAAAUCAUACCCCGAUGUCGAUGAACAUAAAAGAAAUAACACACAAUCCUUAAAUCAACCAAAUUCCAUCAGUUUUAACAUAUAUGUAUUUUCCAUGACCUUAUCCUUUGGAGGGAGUGGGGGGAGAUUUUCAGGGAUUUUUCUGCAAUCAUGGACAUACACAUGUAAUCUAAUAAUACACCAGGUACUACUGAAUUUAGGGAUUUAAAGAUUCACCUGGAAUAAUAAAAUUAUGUAAUUUUUAUGCUUUGGGAUGCAAUUUCACAAUCUUACACUUCCGACCAUACAUUUGGGAUUCGCAAAAGCACAGAAAUCUGCUUGCAUGUACAAGCAUUACAAUCUUUUGACACCAAAUCUUGAUGAACAAGUUUUCAAACAUUGUUCUACAUGGCUAAAAAAAUAAUUUUUCAAUAAAUGUUUAUUUUCUAUAACUUCCUGUGAUCCCACUCGAAAUUCCAUGACUUUUCAGAUCAGGGCCUCAUUCUAUAAAGCGAUCUUGGUGCUAAGAUCACCUUAAGAGCAUUUAAGGUAGUUAUGCACUUAAAGUCAUCUUAGUGCUAAGAUAGCUUCAUGGAAAUGGACCUAGAAAAUUAUAUUUAAAAAUUCCAGGUCUUUCCAGGAUUUCCAUAACUUGUAUGAACCCAAAAUGUUUUCUUUUUCUUUUUUCCUGUCAGAGCUAAGUAUUUUGUAUGAUGUGUAGUUGUUAUAUUGCUUUAAAUAAGCAGUCAUGGCUACAAAGACUGCAUUUGUUUUAUAUAUAUAAAUUUAUGUAUACAUAUCAUAUGCAUAGUUUGUGGUUUUUUAAAAUUGUAUAUAUAUAUAGUCAUAUUUUUGUAGAUUCAUUUAUGCUUACAAUCUCUGGAGUCACUUUGACAUAAAUAUAUAUAGAUAUAUUAAUCUGUAUUUGAAACAAACAGGAUUGUCAAUAUAUAGGUAAUUGUGCUUUUCUAACAAUUGUCUAACAUGACAUGACUUUUUAGUCUUUUUGUAUAAAAAUGUGUCUAAACUAAAUAGUUCAAUGCAAUUUUUUUUUUUUUUUUUUUAAAUGUCUGUAUUUAUCAAUAACAAGUUUUUAAAAAUACCAAUGUCUGACAACUUAAUAAAGUACAUAUGCACCAUAUGCUUGUGUAAAAUUCAUUGAGUCGGGCAAUAUGUGUGUGUACACAUACAAUGUAUGAAUGUAAUGAUUGAUUUAAAAAAACUUUUUGCAAUUAACUAAAUGUUGUCAUAUGGCCCAUACAUGUAUAUGCAGGGCAAAGUUCUGUAAAACGCACUGGCAACACAUGUAUUAAUGUUCAAGUAAAAGCCCAAUUAUAAGAAUUUUGUUUUAAUCUAAUUUAUAUGUCUCAAAACAGAUAUGUAUGCAUGUACAUUUAUUUUUAUGCAACACAAAACAAAUGAUAUUAUAACCAAGGGUAUAAACCCAUUGUCCUUCAGUACAAACAUGUAUGUAACAUGUACACCACUAGAGUUUUACUUAUUUAUUUAUAGGUUACACACAGGUAGACGGUAUUUAAGUUUUAAAGUGAACACUGUAAAUAUCAAAUAAAAACAACUUUAUGAUAUUACUACUGUAAUUAUUUUCAAUACUAAUUCGAAACAAAGAAUGUGUACAGUCUUAAAAAAACCUAGCAAUAAUGUUAUACAUGUAUGCGAAUGCAGGGUCUAAGUUAAUGUCAUAUGUUUAAAGAUGCCAUUUCAAUUUUCUCUUUAAUAAUAAUAUAUACUAGUAUAUGCUUGUAUUGUCUUAUUUGAAAUCAGUCACUGUCUCAGCUGAUCUUAGAAUGUGUUAUUCAUCUUGUAUCAUUUCCUUUUCAUUACAAAACACAAAAGCAAUUACAUGUACUGUAUUAUGGUAAUAUUAAACUAGGAAAACAAAUUAAAUUUUUUAUUUAAAAAUAUAUAAAAGUUUGGCAAUAAAUUUCUUACCUCUA